UAUACUUUGGUUUGUGUUGUUCAUAGCGGCUCAGACGCAAAGCGCCGUGGAGUGAGGCGCGCAGAUAACCUCUUUUUAAUUGAAUCAGAAUUAAAGUUAUUCACCAGCAAAUAUCAUGUACGAUCAAGACGAAGAUAUCCAGUAUGAUGAAGAUGAUGAUGAAAUCACCCCUGAUUUGUGGCAGGAGGCCUGUUGGAUUGUUAUCAGCUCAUACUUUGAUGAAAAAGGUUUGGUGCGACAGCAGCUGGACUCAUUCGAUGAGUUUAUCCAGAUGUCUGUGCAGAGAAUUGUGGAGGAUGCUCCACCCAUUGACCUGCAGGCUGAGGCCCAGCACACAUCUGGAGAGGUGGAGGAACCGCCUCGGUACCUCCUAAAGUUUGAGCAAAUCUAUCUGUCCAAACCCACUCACUGGGAAAGAGAUGGCGCUCCAUCACCUAUGAUGCCAAACGAAGCUAGACUCCGAAAUCUCACGUAUUCUGCCCCUCUGUAUGUGGAUAUCACAAAGACCAUCAUAAAAGAUGGGGAAGAGCAACAGCAGACACAGCAUCAGAAAACCUUCAUCGGCAAAAUUCCCAUCAUGCUCCGUUCCACGUACUGUCUCCUCAGCGGCCUAACAGAUCGUGAUCUUUGUGAGUUGAAUGAGUGCCCACUGGACCCUGGAGGCUACUUCAUCAUUAAUGGUUCAGAGAAGGUCCUGAUUGCUCAAGAGAAGAUGGCCACUAACACAGUGUAUGUGUUUGCCAAGAAAGACUCCAAGUAUGCUUACACAGGAGAGUGCAGGUCAUGUCUGGAGAACUCCUCCAGACCCACCAGCACCAUCUGGGUCAGCAUGAUGGCCCGUGGAGGACAGGGAGUAAAGAAAAGUGCCAUCGGCCAGAGGAUUGUUUCCACUUUGCCGUAUAUCCGGCAGGAAGUACCCAUCAUCAUAGUAUUCCGUGCUUUGGGAUUUGUGUCUGAUAGAGACAUCUUGGAACACAUCAUCUAUGAUUUUGAUGAUCCUGAGAUGAUGGAAAUGGUGAAGCCAUCGUUAGAUGAGGCCUUUGUGAUUCAGGAACAGAAUGUGGCUUUGAACUUCAUUGGCUCUAGAGGGGCCAAACCUGGUGUCACCAAAGAGAGAAGAAUCAAAUAUGCUAAAGAGGUUUUGCAGAAGGAGGUGCUGCCACAUGUUGGUGUAUCAGAUUUCUGCGAGACCAAGAAAGCAUAUUUUCUAGGUUACAUGGUUCACAGACUAUUGUUGGCCGCUCUGGGCAGACGAGAGCUGGAUGACAGAGAUCACUAUGGCAACAAGAGGCUUGAUCUCGCUGGACCCCUGCUUGCAUUCCUUUUCAGAGGAAUGUUCAAGAAUCUGCUGAAGGAGAUCAGGAUCUACGCACAGAAGUUUAUUGACAGGGGGAAAGACUUUAAUCUGGAGCUGGCCAUUAAGACACGCAUCAUUUCUGACGGACUCAAGUACUCUCUGGCCACGGGAAACUGGGGGGAUGUAAAGAAAGCUCAUCAGGCAAGAGCUGGAGUAUCGCAGGUGUUGAACAGGUUGACCUUCGCUUCCACUCUUUCCCACCUGCGCCGUGUAAACUCGCCUAUAGGACGAGAUGGCAAGCUGGCCAAACCUAGGCAGCUUCAUAACACACUGUGGGGUAUGGUGUGCCCUGCUGAGACCCCAGAGGGCCAUGCUGUAGGUUUGGUGAAGAAUUUAGCGCUCAUGGCCUACAUUUCUGUGGGAUCUCAGCCGUCCCCCAUCCUGGAGUUCUUGGAAGAGUGGAGCAUGGAGAACCUGGAGGAAAUCUCACCUGCUGCCAUUGCAGAUGCAACUAAGAUUUUUGUGAAUGGUUGCUGGGUGGGUAUUCAUAAAGAUCCAGAGCAACUGAUGAACACACUGCGGAAACUGAGGAGACAGAUGGACAUCAUUGUGUCUGAGGUGUCAAUGAUCAGAGAUAUUCGUGAGAGGGAGAUCAGGAUCUACACAGAUGCUGGCAGGAUCUGCCGUCCGCUGCUUAUUGUAGAAAAGCAAAAACUUCUUCUGAAGAGGCGACAUAUUGACCAGCUCAAAGAGAGAGAGUACAACAACUACAGUUGGCAGGACCUGGUAGCCAGUGGUGUGGUUGAAUAUAUUGACACACUAGAGGAGGAGACUGUGAUGUUGGCCAUGACCCCAGAUGACCUUCAGGAGAAGGGAGUGGCUUAUUGCUCCACCUACACACAUUGUGAGAUCCACCCGUCCAUGAUUUUGGGCGUCUGUGCAUCUAUCAUUCCCUUCCCUGAUCACAACCAGUCUCCCAGAAACACAUACCAGUCUGCUAUGGGUAAACAAGCCAUGGGAGUUUACAUCACCAACUUCCAUGUGCGUAUGGAUACCCUGGCACAUGUGCUCUACUACCCCCAGAAACCCCUAGUCACGACUCGUUCCAUGGAGUACCUGCGCUUUAGAGAGCUGCCGGCAGGUAAUCUAUUUCUUACAUUGAACAGAAAACAUGGUGUUACAGAGGCUUUCUGCAUAAGGUGCAUUAUCAUUGCUGUUUUUUUUUUCUCUAAAGGCAUGCGACAUGCCAUCUAUGACAAGUUAGAUGACGAUGGUUUGAUUGCUCCUGGUGUACGUGUGUCUGGCGAGGACGUUAUCAUUGGUAAAACCGUAACGCUUCCCGAGAAUGACGAUGAGCUGGAUAGCACCAACCGUCGCUACACUAAGAGAGACUGCAGCACAUUCCUGCGCACCAGUGAAACCGGUAUCGUUGACCAAGUCAUGGUCACGCUAAACCAAGAGGGCUACAAGUUUUGCAAAAUUAGGGUCCGUUCAGUUCGUAUACCACAAAUUGGAGACAAGUUUGCCAGUCGUCAUGGUCAGAAGGGUACCUGUGGUAUCCAGUACAGACAAGAGGACAUGCCGUUCACAUGUGAAGGAAUCACUCCAGAUAUCAUCAUCAACCCUCACGCCAUCCCCUCCAGAAUGACAGUCGGCCAUUUGAUCGAGUGCCUGCAGGGGAAGGUGUCCGCUAACAAAGGGGAGAUUGGUGAUGCCACGCCGUUCAAUGAUGCUGUGAACGUACAAAAAGUCUCCAACCUGCUGUCAGAAUAUGGUUACCAUCUGAGAGGCAAUGAGGUUCUGUAUAAUGGCUUCACCGGCCGUAAGCUCACCUCUCAGAUCUUCAUUGGACCCACAUACUACCAGCGUCUGAAGCACAUGGUGGAUGAUAAGAUCCACUCCAGAGCCCGUGGUCCGGUCCAGAUCCUCAACAGACAGCCCAUGGAGGGUAGAUCACGUGAUGGUGGGCUGCGUUUUGGAGAGAUGGAACGUGACUGUCAAAUCGCUCACGGUGCUGCUCAGUUCCUAAAAGAGAGGCUUUUUGAGGCCUCUGACCCGUACCAGGUCCACGUCUGCAAUUUAUGUGGCCUCAUGGCUAUCGCAAACACGCGCACACACACCUAUGAGUGCAGGGGCUGCCGCAACAAGACACAGAUCUCUUUGGUGAGGAUGCCGUAUGCCUGUAAGCUCUUAUUCCAGGAGCUGAUGUCUAUGAGCAUUGCCCCACGGAUGAUGACCAGCUAAACAACACACAGAUGAAUGACAGAAAACAGGAUAUACAGAAUAAUGGAAAAAAUUA
Sinocyclocheilus anshuiensis is the source of this 3596-nucleotide messenger RNA. Its product is annotated as DNA-directed RNA polymerase II subunit RPB2-like. NCBI's taxonomy places the organism in Eukaryota, Metazoa, Chordata, Actinopteri, Cypriniformes, Cyprinidae. Bases 116 to 3541 code for a protein of 1141 amino acids. The transcript is spliced from 23 exons. Gene Ontology annotation, molecular function: DNA binding; ribonucleoside binding; DNA-directed RNA polymerase activity. Gene Ontology annotation, biological process: DNA-templated transcription. The record is from RefSeq and is a predicted model, not a curated record.